AUGAGAAGAAUUCACCAUAUCGUUCCCACUCUGCCCUUAUGGAACCACCUUAUAUACCAGUUCAAUGCCACUGGCUUGGUUUCUCAGGUAUGGGACCUUUAUACUGAGAUGUUAUCUUCUGGGGUUUUGCCUAAUGUUUUCACUCAUAAUGUAUUGGUACAUGCUUGGUGCAAAAUGGGUCAUUUGAAUCUGGCUUUAAAUUUGAUUAGAAAUGUUGAUAUUGAUGUUGAUACUGUAACAUAUAAUACUGUUAUUUGGGGGUUUUGUCAGCAAGAUUUGCCUAAUCAGGGUUUUGGGUUUUUGUCAAUAAUGGUAAAGAAAGACACAUUCUUUGAUUCUUUCACUUGUAAUAUAUUGGUUAAAGGUUUCUGUAGAAUUGGGUUGGUUAAGUAUGGAGAGUGGGUUAUGGAUAAUUUGGUUAAUGGUGGGAUUUGUAAGGAUGUUGUAAGUUUUAAUACAUUGAUUGAUGGAUAUUGCAAAGUUGGUGAAAUAAGUUAUGCAUUUGAGUUGAUGGAAAGAAUGAGGAAAGAAGGUGUGUUUCCUGAUAUUGUUACUUACAAUACUUUGAUCAAUGGGUGCUGCAAAAGAGGUGAUUUUGACAAAGCUAAGAGUCUAAUUGAUGAGAUUUUGAGGUUUAGGAAGAAGAAAGAUAGUUCUUUUGGAAAAAUGGAUGAUGUCAAUGACGACAAUGGUAACAUGAAUUUGGAACCAAAUCUUGUUACACACACCACAGUUAUAAGUGCUUACUGUAAGCAGCAUGGACUCAGCGAAGGGCUUGCACUGUACGAAGAAAUGAUUUCGGAUGGAUUCUUGCCUGAUGUAGUUACUUAUAGUUCCAUUAUAAAUGGUCUUUGCAAACGUGAAAUGUUGACAGAAGCAAAGGCACUUUUAAGGGAGAUGGACAAGAUGGGUGUGAAUCCCAAUCAUGUUGUUUAUGCUACUCUCAUUGAUUCAUUAUUUAAAGCAGGGAGUGCUUGGGAAGCUUUUAUCUAUCAAAGUCAAAUGAUAGUCCGUGGAGUUGCGGUUGAUUUGAUGGUGUGCACCACACUGAUUGAUGGACUUUUCAAGGCUGGCAAGUCUGAUGAGGCUGAGGCCAUGUUUUGUACGCUUUCAAAGUUCAAUUUUAUUCCAAAUAACAUUACAUAUACAGCAAUGAUUGAUGGGCGCUGCAAGCUAGAAGACAUGGAUGGUGCAGAGUCUCUGUUGCAAGAAAUGGAGGAGAAACACAUUGCUCCAAACAUCAUCACCUAUUCUUCUAUAAUAAAUGGCUAUACAAAGAAAGGAAUGUUUGAUGAAGCUGUUCAUAUUAUGAAAAAGAUGGAGGAUCAAAAUAUCAUGCCAAAUGCUUAUAUUUAUGCUACACUAAUAGAUGGCCAUUUUAAGGCCGGUAAACCAGGGGCUGCUGUUGAUCUUUAUAAUGAAAUGAAAUUGAACGGAUUGGAGGGGAACAGUUUUAUAGUUGAUGCCUUUGUGAACAACUUGAAAAGGGGUAGAAAGAUGGAGGAAGCUGAGGGAUUAUGUAAAGAUAUGAUGUCCAAGGGCUUGUUGCUUGACCGUGUUAACUACACAUCUCUGAUGGAUGGUUUCUUCAAGGUAGGAAGGGAGUCAGCUGCACUGAGCAUGGUUGAAGAAAUGAGCAAGACAGGCAUUACACUUGAUGUUGUUGCAUAUAAUGUGCUAAUUAAUGGUCUCUUGAGGCUUGGCAAAUAUGAUGCACAAUCUGUUUAUUCUGGAAUGAGAGGGUUGGGUUUGGCUCCUAAUUGUGCUACAUACAACACCAUGAUUAAUGCAUAUUGCAAGCAGAGAAAACUGGAAAAUGCCAUUAAGCUUUGGAAUGAGAUGAAGGCUCAUUCAGUAAUGCCAAAUUCAAUUACUUUUAAUAUUCUGGUCAUAGGGCUUUCUAAAGCUGGUGAGACUGAAAGAGCAAUGGAUGUGUUGAAUGAAAUGUUGCUUUGGGGAAUUCACCCUAAUGCAACCAUUCACAGAGCUCUACUAAAUGCCUGUUCAAAAUGUAAAAGGGCUGACACAAUUUUGCAAAUGCAUAAGCGACUUGUUGGGAUGGGACUCAAAGCCAAUCAAGAAGUUUAUAAUAGCCUCAUCACAGUUUUAUGCAGCCUUGGUAUGACAAAAAGGGCCACUUCAAUAUUAAACGACAUGACUAAAGAGGGAAUCUCCGCAGAUACCAUUACUUACAAUGCCUUCAUACAUGGACAUUUUAUAAGCAGUCACAUUGAGAAGGCUCUUGCCACAUACACUCAGAUGUUAAAUGAAGGACUUUCCCCGGGUAUGGGAACUUACAAUCUCCUUCUGGGUGGUCUCUUAGCAGCAGGUUUGAUGGGUAAGGUAGAUGAAAUACUUGGUAAAAUGAAGGAAGGAGGCUUAGAUCCUGAUGCUUCUCUAUAUGAUACUCUAAUCUCCGGCCAUGGUAAGAUUGGAAAGAAGAAGGAAGCUAUAAAAUUUUACUGUGAAAUGGUUGCUAAAGGCCUUGUUCCCAAGACUAGCACCUAUAAUGUGCUUAUUAAGGAUUUUUCCAAGGCAGGAAAGAUGGAUCAGGCUAGAGAGCUUCUGAAUGAGAUGCAAGUGAGAAGGGUGCCUCCUAAUUCUUCCACUUACAACAUACUAAUAUGUGGCUGCUGCAAUUUAUCAACACGACCAGGACUGAACAGGAUAGCAAAGAAGACAUGCAGGACUGAGGCAAGAACAUUAUUUGCAGAGAUGAAUGAGAAAGGGUUCAUCCCAUGUGAUAAUACUCUAGCUUGUAUCAGCUCUACUUUUGCUAGACCUGGAAUGGUGGCUGAUGCGGAGAAUAUGUUGAAGGACAUUACUGCUGCUAUUGCAACACAGAAUCAUGGAUUGCUCUCGCUUAAAUCUUCAGAUGAAGAACUGUUCGUGGCAUCUGAAGAGUUGGAGCUGACAGAUGAAGAGAGAAAGGCAUUACACUACCAGUUUGCACUUGAAAGCAAACAAAGAAGUCAGUGCAUCCUUCUGAAAUGGGAAAAUAUUCAUGCUAUGCAUGGGCGAUGGAUGAGCAAUAUCAUCAUUCUACGCAUGGGCGAUGGAUGCUUUGCUAGAUUAUAA
This is a messenger RNA of Dovyalis caffra, 3078 nucleotides long. The record is from the annotation of a GenBank genome assembly. NCBI's taxonomy places the organism in Eukaryota, Viridiplantae, Streptophyta, Magnoliopsida, Malpighiales, Salicaceae.